This is a messenger RNA of Hibiscus syriacus, 1181 nucleotides long. RefSeq names its product cathepsin B-like protease 3. Gene Ontology annotation, biological process: regulation of catalytic activity. NCBI's taxonomy places the organism in Eukaryota, Viridiplantae, Streptophyta, Magnoliopsida, Malvales, Malvaceae. Gene Ontology annotation, molecular function: cysteine-type endopeptidase activity. The coding region runs from base 29 to 1093 and encodes 354 amino acids. The transcript is spliced from 10 exons. The record is from RefSeq and is a predicted model, not a curated record. Gene Ontology annotation, cellular component: lysosome.
GUUACUUUGAUUUCAUUUGAGUUGUAGAAUGGACUUAGAAUCUGCUGAUUCCUCAUCUCAACCUCAAACUAAAGCUUCUGAUGUUGAAACCUCUGCAGAAGACGACACUGAAGUUAAUAAGCCAGCUAAGAUUAGUGAUAUGGAAAGUCAUUCAUUGGGCAACGAUGUGGAACCUCCUGUCAAAGUUUAUAAUAUUGAACCUCCAAAGACUGAUGUGACUGCUGUGGAACAACUUUCAGAACUCAAGCUUAACUCUCAGAUCAUUCAAGAUUCAAUUGUAAAACAAGUCAAUGAAAACCCCAAGCCUGGAUGGGAAGCUGCCCUGAAUCCAAGGUUUUCUAAUUACACUGUUGGUGAGUUUAAGCACCUUUUUGGAGUCAAACCAACACCUAAGAAAGAACUUGUGGGCAUUCCUGUGGUAACUCAUGACAAAUCCUUGAAAUUACCAACUACUUUCGAUGCUAGAACAGCUUGGCCAAAAUGUAGAUCAAUCGGAAGAAUUCUCGGGUCACUGUGGUUCUUGGCGUUAGGUGCUGUUGAAGCACUAUCUGAUCGUUUCUGUACACAUUUUGGCUUGAACAUUCUCUGUCUGUUAAUGAUCUACUUGCGUGCUGUGGCUUUCAAUGUGGACUUGGCUGUGAUGGAGGUUAUCGACUCUCUGCAUGGAAAUACUUGGUGGGCAGUGGUGUUCUCCGAAGAGUGUGAUUCAUACUUUGAUGAGAUUGGAUGUUCUCACUCUGGUUGCGAGCCUGUAUAUCCGACUCCUAAAUGUGUUAAGGGGAACCUUCUCUGGAAUAAAUCGAAACACUACAGUGUCGAUGCAUAUAGGAUCAACUCAAACCCAGCUGAUAUCAUGGCAGAGAUUUAUAAGAAUGGACCAGUUCAGAUCUCCUUCAAUGUUUAUGAGGAUUUUGCUCACUACAAGUCGGGAGUUUACAAACAUGUGACAGGCGAUUUUUUGGGAGGCCAUUCAGUUAAGCUAAUUCGAUGGGGAACUUCAGAUGAUGGACGAGAUUAUUGGCUUCUUGCAAACCAGUGGAAUAGAAGCUGGGGUGACGACGGUUACUUCAAGAUCAUAAGGGGCGUAGAUUAGUGCGGUAUCGAAUCCGAUGUCAUAGCCGGUUUGCCAUCCACCAAAAAUCUUCACGACGUUGCAGGUCCGGGGAUUGUCAAAGAUGCUU